AUGGCACAACCACGAGUAUCACACUUAAAAGUCCUCAUAGCAGGCGCAGGACUAGGCGGACUAACCCUCGCACUCCUCCUUGAACAGGCCGGGAUCGAAUACACCAUCCUCGAAAAACACGAGGGAGACCUCAUCCCCCUGGGGAGCAGUAUAUCCCUCAACCAAUCGAUCCAGCCUCUGUUUGAACAGCUGGGGAUGCUUAAGGAAUUGGAAUCGAUUUCGAAACCGAUUAAUUCGAUGACUUUCUUGAAGGAGAAUAUGAAUAAGAUUGGGUCGCUGGAUCUUUCGUCUGAUGCUGUCCGGUAUGUCUCCUUUGUUGGCAUCUUGGAGGGUGUUCUGUCUUUGGUAUGGAGGAUGAUCAAGAAGGACAGGGCUGGAGUUUCAUACGAGGCAGAUAUCCUAGUAGGCGCCGAUGGAGCCUACUCGUGUGUCCGGCGGUGUCUGUACCGUGAUCUCCGGAGUGAGAACCUGUUGCCCAAAUCCGAUAUGGCCCCGUUGGCCUUUGACCAUCAUUGUCUUGUUGGUAUAACGGACCCAAUUGACCCGAUCUACUUCCCCGACCUGUCCAGAUCCACCUGCGACAUGAUGGUCGUCAUCGGCAAGGACAAGCCCUACUCGUCAGUUCUCUUUUUCAACAGUUUCAGCACCCGUUAA
Messenger RNA from Linnemannia hyalina, 654 nucleotides. NCBI's taxonomy places the organism in Eukaryota, Fungi, Mortierellomycota, Mortierellomycetes, Mortierellales, Mortierellaceae. The record is from the annotation of a GenBank genome assembly.